AUGGCCUCAAUUGCCCAAGACUUCGAUCACCCGAUCAUUGGGAAAAUAAAGGGCCAAGCAUCCGACGGCGUUAUCCAGUUCCUCGGCCUCAAGUAUGCUACUCUGCAGCACUGGUUCGACAAUGCAAAGCUUGUCCAGUAUGAUGGUAGCGGACUCAACGCUACACACCACGGUCCGCAAGCCAUAUCCGACCCAGAUGGAGUGAAGAAUGAGCACAUGAUCAUCCAGAAGUCACUCCCAACACCCAAGUUCCCCGGUCUCUCUGGGACUGAAUGUCUUAAUCUGAAUCUCACAGCGCCUCUGGAGAUUGGGGAUCUAACACAGGUGCCGGUUCUGGUUUUUAUUCACGGCGGAGGAUUCGGCACGGGAUCCAACUGGUGGCCUCAGUAUGAUACCAAGCGCAUAGUCCAACAUUCAAACAAGCUUGGAAAGCCCAUCAUCGCUAUCAACAUCAAGUAUAACAUACUUCCAACGCAUGGCUCGUUCUAA
Molecule: messenger RNA, 489 nt
Organism: Colletotrichum fioriniae
Lineage: Eukaryota; Fungi; Ascomycota; Sordariomycetes; Glomerellales; Glomerellaceae
Source: RefSeq, a predicted model, not a curated record